UGUGGUUCUGCCACUCCAUUAUUAUAUGGACAUAUGGACAGCAAUAACAUCUAUACUCGGGAAAAACAAUUGACCGACCUACAUCAAUCACCAAUGUUUAUUUAGUUUUCGAUCCUAAAAGCCGCGAUGAUCAUUUCAAAAUCUCCUUUUGAUUCAUCAAUCAAAUAUAAGACUCCAUCAGAGUUUCUAUUUUUCUUCCUUCUUUUUUCCUUUGCCAUUUCCCCUCCUUGAUUUUUCUGAUAUCAAACAUGCAAGAGUAUAGAAUUGAAAUACCUUGAUUAGAACCUCCAGAAAAUUACACUGAUUUAGUUUAUAUGAAGAUGAAAAGAGAUGAAUUUGAUGCUAAUUGUGAUGUUAAAACUAGGGUUUAUUGAUGGUACUAGUAGCAGUAGUUUAUUGGGUCUUCGUCAAAGACUCCGCAUUUCUUUGGAAUAAACAUUUCUGCUAGUAAUGCAAAUUCUUAUCGUUUGAUAUAAUGAAUUUUUUUUACUCUUUAUUGUCCAUCCAUUGUGCUUGCAGCAAUUUUUGCAAUCAUGAGGUUUCUGAUUGAUUAGUAAAAUCUGUGAUUCUUUAUUCAUUCACUGAAUUUGAAGUUGCAGGAACAGCUUUCAGUCUCCUCAAGUUGUUACUGGGAUUUUUUAUUCCAAAUGGAAAGUGUUCAAAAUCAACAUGCAGUUAACGAAGAUGACGUCCCCUGGACUUCCAGAUAUAUAUGGAGGAUCGAAAAUGUUUCCAAACUGAACGAGGAUGAUCAUUUCUCUCCUAUUUUCAGUAUAGGUCCUGAUAAAUGGCGAUUGCUGGCAUUUCGUAGGGGAUGCGAGGUCAAUGGUUACUUAUCAGUCUACGUGGUUGCAAUUGAAUAUACAGAAGACCAGAUUUUCGGGUUCACCGAGGAUGAAAGUGAUUGGGGUUUUGAUGACUUCAUACAGUUAAAGGAACUUAAAGAUCCUAGAAAUGGGUAUACCGUGAAUGAUGCUUGCAUCAUUGAAUGUUCAAUUUCAGCACAUGACUCUAUUGAGGAGGUGGUACCGGAAUCCAUUGAGAGGGAUUCAGCUUUUAUCUGUGCAUUUUGCCAAACCUCUAAAGUAUCAACGAAUUCUGGAUCCAUUUUGCAUUUUGCCAAUAGAAAAGAAGUAGAAGAGGAUGAGGCAUCUGGACCAAAUGUGGUACAUGUUCACCAAAAAUGCAUAGAGUUGGCGCCUAGAGUUUAUUAUGCUGGUGAGAUUGUUAUGAACUUGGAGAAGGAACUGGCUAGGAGUUCUAAGCUUAAAUGUAGCUGCUGCGGGUUAAAGGGUGCAGCUCUUGGAUGCUUUAAACGCUCCUGCAAGAAUACAUAUCACGCUCCUUGUGCAUUGGGUACUUCUGAUUGCCGGUGGGAUGAUGAAGGUCAUCGGAUGUUAUGUCCAACCCAUUCUGGUAUGAAGUUUUCACAUGAGAAAACCAAGGAGAAGAAGCUAGUGAAGGACAAUUCUUCAGCUGUUCAAAGGUUGAGUAUGCUGAAGAAAGAAAAGGUGAUAGCGAAGAAGAAAGAAAAGUCGUCAUAGUCGGAUGGGGUGAAGGUGCAGAUGAUUGAGAGACGGUUGAUAUUGCUAGUAAUGGUGACGAACAAUGGAGGGAGAGAAGCUAGCGAAGGACAAGUUUAGUGAUUCCAAAGCACUACCUUUACUACUUUCUUGGACCUGUGUCUGGACAUCUGAAUCUUCAUUUUUUUUUUUUUGAAGCAUGGGUUGAAAUUAGUUGUUUGUUCAUCUGAAAAUUAAAUGGGAAAAAAAUGGACUGAAUUGGUUAAGAGGUGUUCGUUUUCUUAAACACCAUGAUCACA
Messenger RNA from Papaver somniferum (opium poppy), 1822 nucleotides. Its product is annotated as BRCA1-associated RING domain protein 1-like. NCBI's taxonomy places the organism in Eukaryota, Viridiplantae, Streptophyta, Magnoliopsida, Ranunculales, Papaveraceae. Gene Ontology annotation, molecular function: ubiquitin-protein transferase activity; protein binding. The record is from RefSeq and is a predicted model, not a curated record. Gene Ontology annotation, biological process: negative regulation of fatty acid biosynthetic process; double-strand break repair via homologous recombination; positive regulation of transcription by RNA polymerase II. Gene Ontology annotation, cellular component: plasma membrane; BRCA1-BARD1 complex; BRCA1-A complex. Bases 648 to 1544 code for a protein of 298 amino acids. The transcript is spliced from 9 exons.